Molecule: messenger RNA, 1663 nt
Organism: Dictyostelium purpureum
Lineage: Eukaryota; Evosea; Eumycetozoa; Dictyosteliales; Dictyosteliaceae
Exons: 1
Source: RefSeq, a predicted model, not a curated record
AAAAAAAUAUAAAAUAGCAUUAUCCACACUUUUUUUUUAUUUUUUUUUUUUUCUGUGUAUAUACAUGCAUAUUAUCUCCCACUUAUAAUAAAUUAAAAAAACCAAAUUGUUGAAUGCACGCAAAAAAGAAAAAGAAAUAAAGAUUUAAAAAAUUAAAAUAUAGUAAUUUAAUAAAUAAUAUUUGAGUUUUAAAAAAUAAUAAAAACAUGGUAUAUGAAAAUGAAAAUUCUUGUAUAGUCUCACAUAUUAAUAAUAAUAAUAAUAACAAAAUUAAUAAAAAAAUAGCCAGUAAUAAUCAAAUCCAAAAUCAAAGUAUAAAUAACUAUUUAAUAAACAAUAUAAAUAAUAAUAGUAAAAUAAAAAAAAAUAAAAAAAAAAUAAAAUAUGAAUAUUUAAUACCAGAUUAUAUAAUUAAAAAAAUAAUAUCAUAUUUGAUGGAUGAUGGAUUCAACGAUUUAAUAAUAUGCGAUAGUUCCAAUAGUAAUCAUAGUAGCAAUAACUAUAACAAUUAUAAUAAAUAUAGAAAAUCAAAUACAAUCAAAUUAAAAAAGUUUAAUUUAGACUUUAGCUAUUCACUAGUUUGUUGGAAAUGGUUUAAUAUCACCACCAAAAUGAACACAUUCUUACCAUUAAGAUUCUUGGUAUCAAUUAUAAAUAGAAACAAUGACAAGGACAACAACUACUUUUAUUCAUUAUUAAAUCAUCACUUGGGGGCUCAAGAAAGUGCAAGUAAUGGUGUCAGCAAGAUGCUCAGCAAUGAAGAAAAGAUUUAUAAAAAAAGAAAGCAAUUACUUGAAGAUGAAGAGGAGAAUAAGAGAUUAAGUAGCAGCAGUUUAUUAUAUACCUCAUUGAAGUUUGGUAGAAUUCAAUUCAAUUAUUUAACAGAAAUAGAAUUUGAUAAAAUAUUACCAACAUGGCAAAACUCAUGGCAACUAUUAUCCAACGAAUCACCAAAUUUAGAAAGAAUUUCACUAGUUAUUGUUGUAGGUAAUGAUAGUCCAUUUGAUAUCUUUGAAAAGUUUCCUGCCAAUUUUACAAAUACCAUAAAGCUGUCUCUAAAGUUGUUUUUUAAUGACCUCUAUUGUAACUUAGAGUCGAUUGACCACUAUACAAAGAGUAGCAGAUUGCCAAAGAAUCUAAACGUAGAAUUUAUUCAUUGUUUAUGUAACAUUAGUCAAGAAAUGAAUUGGGAUAUAGUGAAUUUUUUCAAACCUAAAAAGCUCCUCUUAGACAGCUCCUAUGAUUCAACUAUUCACUAUGGGUAUUCAGAUUUAUUUAAUUUUUAUAAUCAACAACAACAACAACAACAGAUUAAUAUUGAAGAUCAAGAAGAAACAAAUGAAAUAAUAAUUAAUAAUCAACAACAAAAUCAUCAAUAUAUUCAAGAAAUUGUUAUUAAAUCACAUGAUUUUAUGGAUUUAAAAGAUUUCAAAGAAGCAAUUGAAAAUAAUUUAUUAAGCAGUAUCGAAUGUUCAUUACUUUUAAAUGACCUAUAUUGUUUUGAGCAUAUCAUCCCAGAAGUUGGUGGGGAGGCAUAUUGGGACUCAAUAGCAAUUGAUACAAAUGAUGAAUCACAUUCAGUCAGAAAAUACAUACAUGACAUUGGCAUGGCACUAUCAAAUAAUACGAGUUUAGAAACACUAGUUAUUCAUGACUUUUAUAG